ACUGCACUUUCGACAUGAAUCGAUCAGAACUUCCAUAACAAGUUAAAAACCCCACAACAUUACGAGAAUGGCAUGUAGCGAGCGUGUAAUAGCCUUGAUAGAUAUGGACUGCUUCUAUGUGCAAGUUGAGCAGAGAAGAUGUCCGUCUUUACGAGGGAAGCCAUGUGCUGUUGUGCAGUACAACAAGUGGAAGGGAGGAGGCAUCAUUGCUGUCAGCUAUGAAGCAAGAGACUAUGGAGUAACCAGAAGUAUGAGAGGUGAUGAUGCCAAGGAAAAGUGCCCAGAUAUUGAACUGGUGCAAGUACCUGUGGCACGAGGCAAGGCAAAUCUGACCCCAUACCGUGAAGCAGGUGCUGAAGUCAUAGAGGUCUUGUCGAGGUUUUGUGAGAGCUGUGAAAGAGCAAGUGUUGAUGAGGCAUAUCUGGACCUAACAGACAUUGUUGACAGGAAAAUGACAGAGAUGGAUUUGUCAGACAUUGUUACAGAAUCUUGGAAGACAUCAUUCAUUGAAGGAUUUACACCAAGCAAAGAGACUGAGGAUGAAAAGAAAGGAAGUAAAGAGGAAGGUCUGAAGGCAUGGCGCAUUGCACUUGAGGAUGAUCCCAGUCUUAGAAGACUUGCUAUAGGUGCAAUAAUUAUGUCUGAGAUAAGAAAAGCUGUUUUGACAGAAACAACUUUCACUUGUUCUGCAGGUGUAGCAGCUAAUAAGAUGCUUGCCAAACUUGCAUGUGGUCUUCACAAACCCAACCAACAGACUAUACUACCAAUGCAUUGUGUACCUGAACUGUUCAAAACUGUCAAGCUCAAGAAAAUACGUAAUUUAGGAGGUAAACUUGGUUUGGAUGUGAGUGCCAGUCUUAAUGCAGAGUACAUGGGUGAUAUUGCUAAAUAUUCACUCAACGAGCUAAAGACACGAUUCGGAGAUAAGACUGGUGAAUGGAUCCAUCAGUUAAGCCACGGUAUCGAUAACGAGCCUGUACGAGUUCGUCAGUUACCCAAGUCUGUUGGGUGUGGCAAGAACUUUCCUGGUACAACAAAACUGGCUACAGUAGAAAAGGUUCGACAUUGGUUAACACAGUUAGUGGAAGAACUGCAUGAAAGACUCACGAAAGAAGUACAAGUUAAUGAUCGUCAAGCCAAGUCCAUCACAGUCGGCCUUCGUCUCGAAAAUUCUCACUACUGCUCCAGAUCGUGUCCGAUACGAGAACUAGAUGUAGAACGUAUAUUCAAGGAUAUCUACGAACUAUUACUGCCCUUUAGAGUCAAAACUGGAGAUGCUAAUUCUUGGAAACCCGCAAUUAUGAACCUCAGUUUGUCAGCCGGCAAAUUCACCGAGAAGUUAACCGAUAAUUCCACGCCUAUGAUCAGUACGUUUUUCACCAAUACACCAGAUAACAAUGCCGAUGGAUGCAACCAAAACACAGAUUUAACUACGGAUCAAAAUACCUCGACAAUAACUCGUAACAGCCCUGAAAAGAAGCAUGAAGUAAAGAACUCGAACACUGGAACUUUAGAUGUGUUCUUGUCCGAGAGAACACGGCAGACGAACACGUCAGAAUUAACUCAUUCUCCUUCAAAACAGGCGGGAAUUCUCAAGUUCUUAUCGAACAACAGCAGUGAUAAUAACAACGAACAGAAAUGCGUUGUUCAGAAAACUACCGGUGAAAUUCAGAGCAGGACGAAUGAGUCGCCAAGAAAGACAGGAAUCCAGGCAUUUUUUGUUGCUCGAUCAGAUGAUUCGACGAAUAAAGAAUGUAACAACAUUAACGACGUAAAAAGGAGCUUGGAAAUCACAGAUUCUGUGCAAGAGGCGUGUGGAAAGCAUAACGGCGAGCUAGGGCCCUCUACUUCCACCUCAUUUUCAAUUUUCGAUCCACAAAUUCCUUCGACAUCGAAGGCAUAUCAUGACGACUUUGAAGACAAGAUGGAAGACGAAAAGUUAUGUGAAGAUGUUGCGGUGUGCGAGAAGUGUGGAGAUAGAGUAUCAACAUGGAACAUGCCAGAACACUUAGAUUUUCAUUUUGCAAAGGAGUUACAAGAACAAGAGGAAAGAGAAGGACAUGUGAAUAGGACAAAUGAACCGCCAAGAAAGAAACACAAAACCUCGGGAAAGAUCCACUCGUUUUUUAGCUCAAGUAACACAGGGUGACCAACUGGGUGGUUUUUAUUUCUCACGUCAUCAAGGCCAUGUUGGCGACAAAAAGGGUUGUAGCAGAAGCCUUUUCUUGUAAAAAGGUGCAUUCUGGCCUAUAUAAAUGAUAAUAAUAUUAAAUCAAGGACCGUAGAUGUAUACGAUGUUUGCGAUCGUCUCGAAUUUUGAGGCCUAGGCCUCUAGCUUACCCUACCCUGGGUACCCAGAGUAUAGGCUUACCUAGUAUGCGAUAACUAUGGAGCCCCGUUUCCAAAAGCCCUGACGUAUCACCGGAAAAGGUAUUUGGUAGUUAUUGGUAAUAGGACACCAAUUGUCUUAUAUUUUCAUGAGGAAAUACAAAUUUGCUUAAGAAAGAGAAUUCGCAAAGUAUUUUGGUAGUGGUACAGAGUUAAAUGACGCCAGCAUGCAAACGUCCUAUUGCAUGUCUCUGUUCCUAUCUAAUCUAGAAUGAUGAACGACUGCCCCGUGGUUGCAAACCAUUGGUAUCUUUUUAUUUCAAUGAAAUUCAUCCCAGAAAUUAAUAUACUGAUUAUUGAUACAAUAUUUAAUUAAUUGUCUACACGCAACAAAAAUCUACCAGUAACUCGUGCGCUAUUGUAUCUGCCGCACUUUUAUUCUUUGAUCACAAAAUAUACGAAAUGAAAUAUUAAAAUUGUAAAUUUCAAAUUAUUCAUGCACAAAAACGCUUUUCGCUCAAAUAAAAUCUACUUUUUAAUUGUU
Molecule: messenger RNA, 2872 nt
Organism: Actinia tenebrosa (Australian red waratah sea anemone)
Lineage: Eukaryota; Metazoa; Cnidaria; Anthozoa; Actiniaria; Actiniidae
Product: DNA polymerase eta
Biological process (GO): response to radiation; error-prone translesion synthesis
Cellular component (GO): replication fork; nucleus; site of double-strand break
Molecular function (GO): damaged DNA binding; DNA-directed DNA polymerase activity
Source: RefSeq, a predicted model, not a curated record